GAAGUUUCCUAAACAUGCAAUGUUCUCUCUGGUGUCUGGGAUUUCAUGCUUGUUAUGUCCCCUCUACUUAUCUAUUUUUUAUCUCACUGACAUACUUGUUUUUGAGGUUCCCAUUUAGAAAGCCCUCCACCCGCAAGAUUUCUCUGACUCCUCAAGACUGGUUGAGAUUCUCCACUAUUUCUUCCCAUAAUAUCCUGUCUUUUUUCUAUCUAGAACUUUUUAUUUUGUACUUAAAUUUUAUGUUUUCUUGUGCCACUCACAGACUAUAAAUUCUUUGAGGGUAGGGAUAUUGUCUUCACUUCACUUUCCUCUUCUGAGGUGAAAGAUAUUUCAGUCCAACAUCCUUAUCUGUUUGCUCUGAGCUGUCAUUAUCUAUGAGGCUAUGAGUGUACUGAGCUCUCACUCCCACAUAUGCAGACACAUACCCCAAACUGGACCCAGGUAACAGAGUUUGUCAUGAUGGGCUUUGCUGGGGUGCAUGAAACACACAUCCUCUUCUUUUCACUUUUCCCCACCAUGUACCUGUUCAUCUUGGUGGAGAACUUGGUCAUCAUCUUAGUGGUGGGUUUGGACCACCAGCUAUAUAGAUCCAUGUAUUUCUUCCUGAUGCACUUGUCUUGCCUUGAAAUCUGGUACAUUUCAGUCACAGUGCCUAAGAUUCUGGCUGGUGUAGUUGGGAUGCGUGGGGAAAAGAAUAUCUUGUUUGCUGGCUGCCUGUUUCAGCUCUUCAUCUUCACCUUCCUUGGGGCAACUGAGUGUUUCCUACUGUCUGCCAUGGCCUAUGACCACUAUGUGGCCAUUUAUAUGCCUCCCCAAUAUGGGGCCUUGGUGUCUAGGGGCACCUGCAUCCAUCUGGAAGCUGCUUGUUGGCUGGUGAGCUUCCUCAUACCUACUUGGCCCAUCUACCUCAUGUCCCAGCUGACAUUUUGUUGCCCCAAUGUCGUUGACCACUUCUUCUGUGAUGCGUCACCCCUGCUUGCCUUGUCCUGUUCAGAUGUCAUCCUAAAGGAGACCAUAGACUUCCUGGUCUCUCUGGCUGUGCUCCUGGCCUCCUCUGCAGUCAUUGCUGUGUCCUAUGGCAACAUUGUCUGGACACUGCUGCACAUAUGCUCAGCUGCAGACAGCUGGAAGGCCUUCUCCACUUGUGCAGCUCACCUGAGUGUAGCGAGCCUCUUCUAUGGCACGCUUCUCUGUAUGUACGUCCAGAGCAAAGUGGCCUCUUUCAUCAACUUCAGCAAGGUGGUGAUUCUUCUACUCCAUUGUCAUGCCAAUGCUCAACUCUCUCAUCUAUAGUAUUUGGAACAAGGAGG
Messenger RNA from Equus caballus (horse), 1310 nucleotides. NCBI's taxonomy places the organism in Eukaryota, Metazoa, Chordata, Mammalia, Perissodactyla, Equidae. The record is from RefSeq and is a predicted model, not a curated record.